UAGUUAGGAGUUUGGAGUUUGGAGUCUGCCCGUUCUCGUUUCCGCUUCUGUCCAUUGUAUAAGAUAUUUUCGUAAUAAAUUCUUCUAACCGGUCGCACGCAAAAUCGUCGACCCACGAAUCCAUGAUCGAAAUAGCGUGAUAAUAACAACAAUAAUAAUAAUUCGAAAAAAAUACCGGUGAUAUAAAAUAUUCGUGAUAUGCUUAAUGAAGUAGUUGAAAAUCAUAUGCUAUUGAUUGGGUGUCUGAUUGGUUAAGCCGAGUGUUUAAUGCAAGCAUGGCCGCCCUACCGUCACCUACGCAGGUGGCUGGAAGCCAUAGUGCGAUCUACGAAGCUUAUUACAAUCAGGUUGAUCCGAAUGGAUAUGGACAAAUCGAAGCAAUGGAUGCUGCUAGAUUUCUAAAGAAAUCUCAGCUCAGCGAUGUGAUUCUCAGCAAAAUAUGGGACAUGGCGGAUCCACAAUCACGUGGUUUCUUAGAUAAGUCUGGCCUCUUUGUAGCUUUAAAACUGUGCGCAUUAGCUCAGACAGGAAAGGACUUGAAUAUGUCUAAUUUAAGUCUUGAAUUGCCGCCACCAAAAAUGGGAGACAUUCCAGUUAUUCCUCAGAAAACUAUUACUAACGCUCUACCAGUGAUAAAAUCUAUCAACAAUGGAGAUUGGUCGAUUAAUCCUACAGAACGGGCAAAAUACGAUCCUUUUGAUAGCUUACAGCCAUCUAAUGGAUAUAUUUCUGGAAAUAGUAAAGGUGUUCUUAUGGAUAGCAAACUUCCUUUAGAUACUCUUGGAAAAAUUUGGGACUUGGCAGAUAUGGACAAGGAUGGUAUGCUGGAUAGACAUGAAUUUGUAGUUGCCAUGCAUCUUGUAUAUAAAGCAUUGGAAAAAUAUGCGAUACCAAGUGUACUUCCACCAGAAUUAAUGCCACCCGGUAAGAGAAAAGAGAUUCCUAAGGCUAAAUCUCCUGUACCAAUGGGCAUUGUAGCUUCAGCAUCACCAUCCUCGCAACCACCACCAAUCCCACCUUUACCAAAUGCGACGGCUGUAAAGAACCUGACUGGAUUAGACACUAUAAAAACAGGCGCACGGCAAUGGGUUGUUUCGAUCGAGGAUCAAAUAGUGGCGGAGAAGUUGUUUUUACAAGCUGAUCUAGAUAGGGAUGGAUUUGUCUCUGGCUUGGAAAUCAAAGACGUCUUCCUACAAAGUGGACUUCCGAAUACUGUAUUAGCGCAUAUAUGGAGUUUAUGUGAUAUUUCUCAAAGCGGAAAGCUGAAUAAGGAACAAUUUGCCUUAGCUAUGUGGUUUAUUAAGCAAAAGCUCAAUGGCAUGGACUCUCCGAUGAGUUUAACUCCUGAAAUGAUACCACCUUCUAUGCGAAAAGUUGGAGAAACCAUUGUGGUAAGUUAUUCAAAUAUUUUAUUUAACAAUAAUAUUUAUUAAUUAUUUCUGUGUG
Messenger RNA from Nylanderia fulva, 1446 nucleotides. NCBI's taxonomy places the organism in Eukaryota, Metazoa, Arthropoda, Insecta, Hymenoptera, Formicidae. The record is from RefSeq and is a predicted model, not a curated record.